AUGCCACCCAAGGAUGACAAGAAGAAGAAGGAUGCCAGAAAGUUGGCCAAAAAAGACAAAGACACAGUAACUAAGUCUGGUGGCAAAGCCAAAAAGAAGUGGUCCAAAGGUAAAGUUCAGGACAAGCUCAACAACCUAGUCCUGGUUGACAAACUCUGUAAGGAAGUUCCCAGCUAUGAGCUCACUGCUCCAGCUGCGGUCUCUGAGAGACUGAAGAUGCCUGGUUCCUUGGCCAGGGCAGCCCUUCAGGAAUUACUUAGUAAAGGACUUACCAAGCUGGUUUCAAAGCACAGAGCCCAGGCAAUUUACACCAGAAACAAAGGGUAG
Messenger RNA from Psammomys obesus (fat sand rat), 327 nucleotides. Its product is annotated as 40S ribosomal protein S25-like. Lineage: Eukaryota; Metazoa; Chordata; Mammalia; Rodentia; Muridae. The record is from RefSeq and is a predicted model, not a curated record. The transcript has a single exon. Gene Ontology annotation, molecular function: structural constituent of ribosome. Bases 1 to 327 code for a protein of 108 amino acids. Gene Ontology annotation, cellular component: cytosolic small ribosomal subunit.